UGUUGCUGUGCAAGUAGGUGACGAAGAAGUAGUAGAAGCUACUGAAGAAUUAACAGUGGAAGCCAUUGAAUUACUAGAAGAGGUGGCCAUGGAAAGCUGCUCAAGUUCUGAUUUACAACAAAAUGAGAGCAUUAAUGUAAAUGGAAACCAGCAAUCAACUACUGUGAAUAAUGAUGGUAUAGCUCGACCUGUAGAUGAAACAAAUGAAGAUGUAAUUGAUCUUACUCAACAAGAGAUUCCUGUUACAAAUGAAUUUGUUGAAGAAAUUGUUCGUGAAUCGUUCAUGAAGAAAUAUGGAAAGAAAGUUGCAAAAGGGGCUAUGUAUGCCUUAAAAUUAAUUCCGAAACCUUUUCUGUGGAUCAAAGCUGCUGUGAAACACAUUUUCUCAAGAAUUUCUCGUUGACUACUUUAGUAUAUAGUGUUUUUACUAGUUAUUAUUGCUUUUUUGCAAUGUUUAUUUAUCAGUUUAGACUGUAUUUAGUUUCUGUUGUGAAUUGAUAAUAUUUCUUACAUAAGAAACCUAAAACAUCCUCUAUUCC
Molecule: messenger RNA, 539 nt
Organism: Amphimedon queenslandica
Lineage: Eukaryota; Metazoa; Porifera; Demospongiae; Haplosclerida; Niphatidae
Exons: 4
Coding region: 89-403 (104 amino acids)
Source: RefSeq, a predicted model, not a curated record